UGAACACUGAAAGGGGAGUAAUCCUGCUUCCGCAUUAGGUGUGCGAACAUUAUUUAUCGUGUUUGUUCCGCAUUAUCGAUGAGCAAUGUAUUGAUGACACCUGACGAUGGCGGCCAUAAAGCACACAUUGAACCGUGACCUGUUCCUCCCCAAUGAUGAACGACUGAUAGGUCUGAUAUACGUGUUUAAGGCCCCCAAAAAGAAGAAAGGGAGUUUCCUCUGUGCUGUCCUGAACCAAGCAGAGAGCCCGGUACAAGCCCGCGUGUAUCAGGUGAAGAAAGCCGACAGAGGAGAGUCGUACAAGAAGAAACUGUCAUGGCUGCUCAGAGACCUCAAGAUUGUUGAUGGAAAGAAUGCUAACAAAGAGACAGCUGAAUUUGACCUGAACUUUGAGAAGCUGUACAAAUGGGUGGCCAGUAGUAUUGAUGAGAAGGAGUCCUUCAUUGCCUGCUUGUGGAGGCUGAGUCAGCGAUAUCUGAUACAGAAGCCUGAGUUUGUCAAUGUCCCGCCAGGGCUGCUUGAAGAUAUCACCGCCCCUCAUGACCAGAACCAGAAGUCGGAGGGCGGGGACGACAUCUCCAUCGAGGACGAGGACUACCAGGCGCUCUCCUCCAAGGAAGAGUCGGACCUGGAACUCCUCAUGUCCGAGUGCAAGGUGGCCAUCAGUAACGCAGAGACCUUCACUGACCAGCUCUCCAGGCAGCUGUCCGUCCUAGAUGGGGCCAACAUCCACUCUAUCAUGGGGUCGGAGGACCAAGUGCUGAACCUGAUGCGGCUGCUGGACGAGGGAAUCCAACAGGCUGAGAGGAUAGAGCGCAAGCUGGACUCGUAUGACAACAUACUGCUGAAUGUGAAGGAGCAGAUGGAGGUGAUGCGGGACAAGGACAUGCUGGUGAAGAUCCGGAACAUCAACCAUCAGCAGCUGCUGGAGGAACUGGAGAGAGUGGUGAACCAGCUUGACCUUGACGUAAAGCAUGUGGACGCCUUAGUGAAUGGUGACCUGGCGACACCCAAUGGAAUCUACGAGUGUACAAGGGCAGCACAGGCGUUACUCAAGUGCAUGAAUGCAAACAUACACCCAGCGGUGAGGAGGAUGGCGGCAGUGGAGGAACAACAGAAGAGGUUCAGCAAGCUGUCCGUCAGUUUCUCCAAGCGGGUGGCCCACCACCUCAACAAUCUCUUCAUACACCAGGGUAACGAGUUGGGAGAAACACUGAGUCGUUUCUCGGGGGAGCUGAAGAUGCCAAUCCAUGACACGAUGCAGAGGGAGUUGGUUGUCUAUGCAGACCUGAUGCUGUGGCUGAAGAACACUGACCUCCUUGUGUUUGAGGAACUGACCAAGGUGUACACAGUCAGCAUGAACAAGAUGUACACACGGGAAUUACAAGACUUCCUGGAGAAUGCCAAGCAGAGACUUAUGGGAAAAUCUGAAAAGGGAAGUAAAUACGCCACACUGACCAAGCUGUCUGGGUCCUCCACCAGUCUGGGGAAGAUCUCCGAGCUCCGGGGGAGAUCCUCCUCCAUGCAGAGCGUGGACAGAGCAUCGCUGGGCUCGGACCAGGACCUGGCUCAACGUGGACCCUUUGAACAGACGCUGGAGAAGGUGCUGAGUGAACUGGAGCGGGUGUGUGUAGCGGAGCAGGACUUCUGCUACAAGUUCUUCCAGCUCAUCGAGAAGACGCCAUCAGUGUCAGAUGCAAAGGGGUCCCCCGGGCAGCACAAUGUCAGUGCUGAGGACGACAGUGAGGUGUGGACUCUAAGGAACCCGUCAAAUGUAGCAGAGGAUUACUUUAUGGAGAAUCUAGGGGAGGGGUUGCUGCAGAAACGAUCCACGUCACAAUUGAGGCAGAUUAAUGAUGCAGUGAGAAGCAUGAUGGCGGCCCUGUUCCCCACGCUGGAGUGUGAGCUGGACAACUUCUUCGUCUUCGCUGACCAGAGGGAUGGAUUGAACUCCAUGUACAUGCUGGUGAAGCUGAGCGCCCACGUCAACCACUCACAGGACAUGGGGUCCUUCCUCAGCAAGACCUUCGGCAACUGCCUCGUCAAGGUCAAGCGCAACUUUGACAAGUACAUUCAAGUCCAGAUUCGAGGGGUGGAGGAGACAAAAGUGUCCAAGAAGAACAGAUGUGGGAUCAUCAGCUUUGUACACAACUUUGAGGACUUUGCCAACCUGGCUGAACGGAUCUUCAAGGGCUCAAAUCGCCAUGCGGAUCUGGAGAAGGCUUACGCUAAACUGGUGCAGGUUAUAUUUGAGCAGAUUGUUAGAGUGGCCACAGAACAGCAGAAGAAUCCGAGGGAGGUUGUCAUGAUGGAGAACUUCCACAGAAUGUAUUCCAUCUUGUCCCAGCUGAAGCUGUCCUGUCUGGAGAAUGAGCGGAAGGAUGCCAAGCAGCGUUACUGGGACAACCUGCGGACAUACACCACCACGCUGCUGGGGCGCCCCCUGGAGAAACUACAUAUAUUCUUCGAGGGUGUUGAGAAGCGUGUGGCCAGCGGUGUGAAGCCCGAGGAGGUCGGCUUCCAGCUCGCCUUCAGUAAACAGGAGCUGCGCAAAGUCAUCAAGGAGUACCCUGGGAAGGAGGUGAAGAAGAACCUGGAACACCUCAACAAGAAGGUGGAGAAGCAGCUCAGUGAUGAGGAGCACCUGCUCGAGGUUGUGUGGCGCGAGAUGCAGGACGAGUUCAUCAAGCAGUACAAGCACUAUGACGACCUGAGCAAGAAGUGCUACCCCGACAUGCAGAUCACCCUGGACUUCAGCAUAGACGAUGUGCUCGAGUUCUUCUCCAGUAUAGCCCGCUCACACUAGAUGGGUCACUUCGCUUUAGUCUGUCUGGAGUGGUGGGAUUAUACUGCAGAUCUGUAGUGUGGAUGUUGGCCUCGGUCUGACUACAUGGGUUAACCCUUGCUGGUCUGUGGUGGGAUUAUACUGCAGAUCUGUACUGUGGAUGUUGGCCUCGUUCUGACUAAAUGGGUUAACCCUUGCUGGUCUGUGGUGGGGUUUUACUUCAACUUGAUACUGAGGAUGUUUGCCACAUUCUGACUACAUGGGUUAACCCUUGCUGGUCUGUGGUGGGAUAAUACUUCAGCUCGAUACUGAAGAUGUUUUGUCCAUUCAGACUAUGUCAGUGGGAUUAUACAUCAGCUUGAUACGAAAAUAUGUUUUACUAGUUCAGACUACAUAGGUUAACCCUUACUGGUCUGUGAUGUAGCAUCAUACUGCAGAUCAAUACUGGGAAUAUUUUGCCCAUUUAGAUCAGUCAGUUUAACGCUUACUGGUCUGUCUAGAAUGUUUGGAUUAUACUGCAGGUCGAUGCUUAGAAUGAUUAGCCAAGUCAGGUUACAAGGGUUAACCUUCCCUAGUCUAUCUGGUGCGUAGGUAUUUCAAUACAGGUCUGUGACACAGAUUCUCUUCUUUAUACCUCUGGCACGGUAUAUACGUACAGUGACUGUAUGGGAAGAUUUAGUGGAUAUGCAAUGGAUUAGAUAAAUAAGAAAUGCCCACCAAUUUUUAUAAUGGAUAAAAGGUCCCAAUUAUUUGGGCUUGAAGUAUCCCAUCAAUGACAGGUCUACACAUGGAAGGGCUUUGUGCCUUUCACACAUAGAAAGACUCCAUCAACAGUAACAAUGAGUGAACCAAACCAUUGCUAUGGUUGAAGAUGGAUGUUUUAUGAGUGCUUCCGGUGAAGCCGAUUUUGUACUCAGUAACCAUGGUUCUGUGACUGUCGAUGUGGAAUGUCAACAAGGAAAUACAAAGGAAACCUUGGACAUAGUCACUCUACGAAAUAUGGGGUAGUUGCAGGUUUACAAUAGAACAUUCAGGUCAUGACUUCAAUAAUAAUAAUAAUAUAUUAAAGCACUCCCCAAGUUAUUGUCAACAUUGAUUCUUGUUUUCAUGACAUGGGUAUUUCUUGGUGAACAGGGUUGGAAUAUCACAUGAUACAUUCCAUGAAAUGUUAAACAACAUUGUAAGCUGGACAUACUUGAUGUUCUGAGAAAUAUGUGUCCAAAAAAAACACCAUAUUAUGUUUUUAAGGACUGAGUGAGUAUGGUUUUACGCCGCUUUUAGCAAUAUUCCAGCAAUAUCUUGGCGGUGGACACCAGAAAUGGGCUUCACAAAUUGUACCCAUGUCGGGAAUCGAACCCGGGUGAUGAGGGAACCACUAGGCUACCCCACCGCUCUGUGUUUUCAAGGAAAACUCGCAGGGCACAUCAAGAAUAGUAAAUGGUGGGUCCUUAAAACAACUGUGUAGUUGUACCCACCACACCCACACAAUGUCACAUGUGCUCAUCAGCUAGUGCUUGUUUCUGUGUUUUGCAAAAUUUUCAGUCACAUUUUUGUAACGUGCAAUAUUUUCUGGUGAAUGGCUUAUCAGUUACUUUAUCAUUUAUAAGAAAAUUCAUGUAAACAUAUACACACUGUUUAAUAAGAAUGCUGUAAAUACACCUGUUUAUAUAUUGUAUCAAAAUAUGUUCAUAUGAAAGCUUAAUAAAUAUUUACUAUUC
This is a messenger RNA of Haliotis rufescens (red abalone), 4503 nucleotides long. RefSeq names its product exocyst complex component 1-like. Bases 107 to 2806 code for a protein of 899 amino acids. Gene Ontology annotation, biological process: exocytosis; Golgi to plasma membrane transport. Gene Ontology annotation, cellular component: plasma membrane; exocyst. The record is from RefSeq and is a predicted model, not a curated record. The transcript has 26 exons. Gene Ontology annotation, molecular function: phosphatidylinositol-4,5-bisphosphate binding. Lineage: Eukaryota; Metazoa; Mollusca; Gastropoda; Lepetellida; Haliotidae.